UAGAUACAAAUCAACUUUCUGGCAGUGCGGAAUCAGAGCGCACGAGUCGCAUGAAGCGAAGGAAGGUAUUGUAAUAUAACCUGAAUACUUUGUUUAUUCACCCGUAUUAAACUCGCAUCAUUCGCGUGUUUAUUUACAUAUAUUUGAAUAUUUGAUUUGUGAAUCCAACUUUUUCCUGUUAUAAACUUAUAACGUAUUUGCAUAAAGUUUAAACGCUCUUAUGAAGUUAUGUCGUGUAAACAGAGUCAGUAUAUUAUGGCUUUAAUUAAUACUGUAUGUUGUUGUAUCACACAUGGGCCAACGAAAUUUAUUAGUAAUUUUACUAUACCCUUUUAUUAUACCCUGUGGCUGUGACUACUUGAUGUUUCAAUUUAAAACUAGUCAGGAAAAAAAGUUAAACACAAUUCAAGUGAAGUUAUUAAGGCAAAUAAAAAACUGGCCCAACACGGCCAGGUCAAGUACUGUAGUCACUCUGUACAAGUACUGCCGGUCAAGUACUGUAGUCACUCUGUUUAUUACUGUAUAAGACUAAUCUUUUGGUUUUAACUUGAUACGACAACAGGAACUUUUUGGAAACUCUGAUGAAACACUGACAACACCAACUGCUGAUGAGCCAGAUGUUGGACCUUACACAUCUACAGAACAAGGAGAAAUG
Paramuricea clavata is the source of this 655-nucleotide messenger RNA. The record is from the annotation of a GenBank genome assembly. Lineage: Eukaryota; Metazoa; Cnidaria; Anthozoa; Malacalcyonacea; Plexauridae.